GAUAUUGCGAAAAUGGAACGGAGAGUGUGCGACGCGACAAAAUCGUAUAUAAUAUUUCUUUUUUUUUUCUUCGUCUUUCUUUUCUUCAUUUAAUACAAUGGUUGUUGUUGUUAUUCCCAAUUUAGAAAACUAGAAUCACAUUUUUGUUGCCAUAAGAUGAACAUAAAAUAUGAAACGAUAUAUCAUUAAUAUCAAUACAAAUAUAAUGUAUAAAUGAAUCUAAGUAACACGGUGAAAAAAAAAAUAGAAUUAUUCAUCCAACUUGCGCGAGUUAUAUUGGUUUAAUAAAAACGAUUAAAUGGGCAAAAAAAGACAAUACACACAGACACACACACACACACACACACACACAUAGAGAGAGCGAACAGACACACACCAAACAAUCGACCAACCACCGAUAAACGAAAACAAUUUCGAAAAAAAAAAUCAAAUGUUUUGGAAAUUUUGAAAUAAUUUUGCAUGUUGUUAAAUGGCCUGGAUUCCGGAAUUUAUAAAUCCGACAUAGUGAGAUUGAGAGUGGCGCGCGCGCUGACUGCCCGCCUGGCUGUGUGUUGUGAAUUGAUUUGAGAAAAUAAACGCUGCCUGAAUCCAUUUUAAUUUACGAUAAUUUAUAAUUUAAACAGAUUGGCACGACAAAAUUGUGAUGUAAUUGUGUUGAUUUAUUGAAUAUUUCGUGAGUGUGUGUUUUCGGUUGUUUUUUUUCCUUCUGCUCUCUUCAUCUUCUUCUAUUGCUCCUUUGCGGUGUGGUGCUGUAUGUGCUUGUGCUCUCUCACUUUGUGUGAUUUUGUGACCGGCGUUGCUGAGCUAUGAAUUUUAAGAAGCUCAUGACAUUUUACUGCUUGAUUAGAUUGGAUUUAAAUUGGUUUUGUCAAUUUUCCGUUUGUGAAGAAUUCAAUAAUUGGCAGUGAAUAGAGAGACAAAGAGCCGAAUUAUUUUCAAUGGACCACAAUCCAAUGGAGAGUGAUGAGAAUUCGGGGGAUCACAUCGACGAUGGAAAUCUGUUGGAACCAUUGAAUGAAGUGCUAUUUUUAGACCGUGAAAAAACAUAUACUGCCGUCACACCGAAAACUGCAUCAAAAUCCAAUCCAAGUACGACUACCACCACCACCACCAGCACAACCAGCAAAGAUUCAGACAGUUCACUACCCGACGCCCGGGCAAAAGUAUUGCAUUUACAGCGAGUACAGCGUGGUGGUGGCAGCAGUGGCAGCGAAACACCAUCGGCUAAAAGUUCUGGCACAAAGAAGCGCAACAGCAAAAGCCAUUCGGGUGACAAAGAACCAGAGAAAGAAGAAGAAACCGUUAGCUUGUCACUUGACUCAUUGAUACGGCGUGGUGUUAUGAAUGACAUGCAAAAGGCAGCAAAUUUCAAAAACAAUUUUAAAUUUGACACAGACAAUGACUCCGAUUCGUAUGAUGAAUCAAGCGGGGAACGUGAUGGCCCCGACGAAUCAAAAUUUGCUGUGACAAGCAACGGUAGCAUUACAAAUGGCAACGGCUUGGAUGAACAUGCACCGGCCAAGCGUAAGCGCGGACGACCGCCACUCACCGAAGAAGAGAAAUCCGAACGUGCCGCACAAAAAGAGGCAAUUCGAUUACAAAAUCGGUCGAUGCAUUCGCAAGUCGAUGAUUUCUCAAUGGCUAUGGGACACAGCAUAUUUCAUGCCAGUUCGCCAAAGAAACGCGGCCGCCCACCAAAGAAUCGCUAUCCACAUUUUCUAAAUUCAACAGCGCAAAGCGAUCAGGAGCCGCACAAUGAAUCAUCACAAUUGGAUGACAGUGCGAACGCAAGUGAAUUUCCCGUGAAGAAGAAGCGCGGUCGCAAGCCAAAAAGUUAUUAUUUGGAAAUGGCUGCACGUGCAAAUGAAUCGGGUGCUAGCAUCGGUGCACACAAUGGUAGCGAUGUGAGUAAUGUAAGUAUGGAACAAUUGUCAAUACCACCAAACGCGGAUGCAGCGUCAGUCGAGAUGAAGAAACGCGGCCGCAAACCAAAAUAUCUAGAAAACUAUUUUGUAAAAUUAGAGCAGCAAGAGCAAGAGCAAGAACAAGAGCAAGAACAAGAAGAUGAAGGUGAAUUACAGCAAGAACAAGCUCAGCUAGCACGACAUCAAUCGACGCUCCCCGGUGAAGUUGUAAAGAAAAAACGCGGCCGAAAACCGAAAUCCUUUCAUCUGCAGCAAAUGAUAGACAGAGCCAAUGAAAGUGCGCCCGCAAUUUUGGAACGCAGUUUUAAGGCUGAACGUUUAGAACAGGCUGAACAGUCGAUUGGUGCAAAUAAAACCAUUGAUUUUAGCAUUUAUGCAAACAAACGUGGCCGAAAACCGAAAGCUUAUUAUGAACAUUUAGCAUCGUUGAAACAAGAACGUGAUCCAGACAAUGCCAUCGAACAGGAUGUUGGCGUUUCCACAACAGCAAGUAGUAUUUUGUCGGGUGAACCGCCAGCAAAGAAGAAACGUGGACGCAAGCCAAAGAGUUAUUAUUGGAAUUUACAACUGCAACAAGCGGCCGAAAACAACCAAAGCACAUCAUUAACGCAAUCGAAUAUCACCGGCGACAGCUUGACUAGUCAAGGUCGACUGGGCACUGAAGCGCCGAGCCUCUUGCCAACAAAACGUUUACCAAAGUCACCGAUGCGACCGUUUGUACAACGAGCAUACGUACGAAGGAUCAUACCACAGCAAAAGAUUUUCCGACGACCGGGUCUCGAUGUGCCGAUUGUUGGACUGCCGUUCAAGAAGAAACGAGGCCGAAAGCCGAAAAACUAUCACCUGCAUCUUGAACAACAAUUGGCUCAAUCAGUCAAUAAUACUUUAGGUCCAGUUCAUCCACAAGAAUCAACGUCUUCAGAGAGACGACCACAGCCGCAGAGUCUACAAGCGUUGCAAGAACGAAACCGUGUACUGUUCGAGCUGUUUGAAACACGUGGCGAUGAAAUCCGCAUACUCAAGCAAAGAAUGUCAAACUUGGUAAAUGAUAAGGUUGAGCAAAGUGUUGACAUGAAUUCGAUGUCAUGGACCAACAUUGAACUGUGUAAAGCGUUCAGCCUGCAACGGUUAAACAUUCCAUUAUUUAAUUAUUUGCGGGAGAAAUUCUCCAUUCCGAUGCCUAGCACCGAUGAUGUGCGCAAAUUUGUGCGAAACAUUCAAUUGGAUCGCGGUUUGCAGACCACAAUGUUGAAAAUGCUUGAGUGUGAUGGUCAUAUUUAUCAAAACCAUGAAAAAUUGAUCAUACUUCAAAUCAGCUAUGUGAAAACGGCCGAAAUCUAUGAAUAUGAUGAGCAUUUAGAUCUCAUUCUGGGUCCACACAAAUAUUUAACCUUAAUCGUUGCCCGUGGACUGUACAAAGACUGGAGCCAAGUGGUGUAUUUUAAUUUUGACACACGUAUAGCCAAGCAACAGUUGAACAGUGUGAUUGAGGCGUUGCACAAAAUUGAAUUUCCGGUUGUAGCACUGGCCAGCAAUUUUGAGGAGGGCAAAACGGACAUCUUCUCCGAUUUAUCGAUUAAUUACGGCAAGGGAUUCUUCCAGCAUCCAAUCACGCAAGAGAAGAUACACUGUUUUUACUAUUUGGACGAUAUGCUUCAAGCGACAAAUGCACAUUUCUUUGGCGGCCAUUUGACCAUUGAUGACAACCAGCAAUCCAAGCAGCCGAUUAACAAACAAGCUGUGAUGCAAGCUAUCCACAAAAACUAUCGUCGAAUACCCAUUCCGCGUGAGCUAUUGGCAUGGGCCGAUAAUGAUAUCAACAAUGUCGAAGCGAUUCACACAUUUUUCUCCCAGUUUACCAUUAAUCUGAUGCGAAUCAGCAUGCCCGACGAUCGUGCCACGAAAAAUGUCACCGAAUUUAUUAGCAUUAUGAAAUCAUACGCUGAAUUGAUGAGCCGGCCGCAAUGCAUCGAUUCCGAAGUGGAUACCGUUAACUUUGAUCGAUAUAUGGAAUUUCAAAAUAAGAGGCUCGACAAAAUCCAUGCACGUCUAUUCAAAUUGGACUAUGGCAGUAAUCAAAGUGAUACGACACGCAAGAAAUUCCGUGAAGCAAUGAUGAUGUCAAUUGUCUCGUUGAAAAUGCUACGCAAAUCGAUAAUGACCAAGUAUAAGAAUUCAACAUUCUCAACUGAAGCCAUUACCAAUGAAAUAACACGCACCAAAAUGAAUGCACUCAUCAAUAAAUACAAUUUCAAGCGGGUGAUGCCACCAACACAGCUGUUCCGGAUUAUCAAGGACAUUUUCUUGGGUGAAAAUUGCUCCGUCAAAGCUGAAUCGAAUGUAACAUUCUUUUUCAAUGGUGCCGUCACCGCUGCCGAGGUCAACGGUCGCAAUGAAUCAUUCUAUGUGGCCGCACUCAUUCACUGGAUAUGCGAUACGUAUGCCAAAAAAUACCCGGAAUCGAAUGACAUCAAAGAUCUGAAGCGAAAACUGAAAAAAGUUGAAGAAACUUUUUGCUCCAUACAGAAUCCGAAUUUUCGCGUUUGCGAAAAUGCUGUGAACAAAAUAACAAAAGAUUUAAUCGAUUCGAAUGCAUUUGAACCGUCAUUGAACGAAUUUAUUCGAUUGUAUAUUAUUCAACGUCAUUUGCUUCGCAUUAAAUAUUUCAAUGAAAAUCAUAUAACACGCAUCGCAAUGCCGGUUCAGAUGACCAUCAAUCUCGAAGAAUAAGUCCAAAUACACACACACACACACACACAUACAUCAA
Molecule: messenger RNA, 4692 nt
Organism: Sitodiplosis mosellana (orange wheat blossom midge)
Lineage: Eukaryota; Metazoa; Arthropoda; Insecta; Diptera; Cecidomyiidae
Exons: 7
Coding region: 939-4655 (1238 amino acids)
Molecular function (GO): DNA binding
Source: RefSeq, a predicted model, not a curated record